CUUAAGAAUAAUAUGAAAGAAUUUGAGGGUUAUCUGUCAGUAUUCAUCUACCAGUAUGCAAUGCCAGUGGUACAAUAAGGAGUAGUAAGAUUAAUCUCUUCUACAACAAGUGGUAAACAUGGAUGCCAUACGGGAAACUGCCUUCCUUCUCAAAGGCAUCCAGCAUCUGGAUUCAACCAAUGUUCUACCAUCUAUGCUAAAUCUGACUGGCGAUGCCUUCCCUCUGGUUAGAAGUAUACAAGGAAAGGUUCUUGCAGCAGCUACAUCCUAUCAUGAGGGGAGAGUUGCUUGCAUUGGUCAUGAGCAGUUUGUUAACAAGACCAGCAACACUGAUGACUUCCCACGAUUCGUCUGUAACAUCUUCAACUGGCUUGCAAAAAAGAAGCAAACUCCCAGGAUUGGAUUUCUGGUUUCAAGCGGGUACAAGGGAUUGGAAGAGAUCCUUCUGGAGCAAGACUUCAUCCUGACAUACACCAGUCCUGAUAAACUGGGUGCUGUAGAUGUAAUCUUUGCCAACUGUUAUUCCAACUUCAUAGAGCAGGAGUUUGAACGGGUGUGCCAGUUUGUAGCAAAUGGCGGUGGGAUGCUGGUUGCUGGUGAGAACUGGUAUACAAGAUCACUCCAUGCUAAUGACAUACUUCUUGACUGUGGAAUAGAAAUCAGCCAGGAGCAGGCAGGUGGCAAUCAGGACUACCAACCUCAUUCCUUGUCAGCACAAACUCCUACCAAGUACAACUUACAGUUAGAUUCAGGGCAGGUUAAUGACAUUCUUUGGAAAGAUAUCAAAAAAUUAAGCACAGAAAAUCUACAACCAAGUAAACUGGAAAUAUCUGGAGAUGCCUUUCCUGUAAUCACCAGUAUGGAAGGAGACAUCAUUGCUGCAGUUACAUCUUAUGGCAGGGGUAGGAUAAUGGUGCUGGGUCAUGAAGACUUUGUCACCACCAAAGAUAAGGACGAUUUCCCAUCAUUUAUAUUAAACAUCUUCAGAUGGAUGAGUCCUGAAAGAGACAGCCCACCUGCCAGCGUUGGCAUUCUAUUACCAGGAUUCGACUUCCUGCAGGAGAAUUUGCAAGGGAAUGGGUUUAAAGUUAGCUUGAUUACAACUGACAACCUUUGUGAUGUCGACAUUAUAUUUUGUGAUUGUUUCACCAAGUUCACUGAGUUCCAGCUGGCUAGCAUUGACAAGUUUUUGUCUGAAGGAGGUGGAAUGAUUGUGGCAGGGCACAAUUGGUUCUACAAGGUGGACCAUGCCAACCUUGUUUUUCUGAGCUGUGGUAUCAAUAUCACCAUGACAAUGGCUGGUGGUAAUGAGAUAUUUACACCUGAGACAAAUGCAUUCACAGGAAAAGAAAGAGUAGUUAAAUCUACAGUGAAUGAAAUGGAAGUAAGGGAUCUGAUCAUGGAGAAGGUCAAAUAUCUGAAUCUCAGCAACAACGAACCAUCUAUGCUGGAGUUAUCAAAAACUUCAUUCCCAAUCUUAGAAACCAAACAGGGUCGACCAAUUAUAGCUGCUUCUUCAUGUGGUGCAGGAAAAGUUGUAGUAGUUGGUCAUGCAGCCUAUGUCACCAAGCCGCCUGGUGAGGAUGAUUUUCCUGUUGUUGUGGCCAACAUUUUCAAAUGGCUUUGUAAAGGAGUAAAAAGAGAAGAAGCACGCAUUGGCUUAUUGGUGUCAGAAGGUUAUUCACAGCUGGAGAUCACUCUGAGAGAAUCUGGAUUUCAUGUCAUCAACAUCACUUCUGAUAGAGUGGUAAUGAUUGAUGCCCUCUUCACUGACUGUAAGAAGAGAUUUACUGAAACAGAACUAGUGAAUAUCUUUAAGUUUGUUAGUAGAGGUGGAGGCUUGCUGGUUGCUGGUGAUAACUGGUACCAGGAGAAUGAUUAUGGUAAUGACAUCCUCAGUGCAUCUGGUAUAAAGAUCACAAAUAAGUAUGGAGGAAGUGAGGCAAAUGUGUAUAAUGUACAGUCUUCUAAAACAUCAGGCCAGAAGAAACUGGAACGUGCAUAUGGGGCUCAUGUGUACCAACUUCUGCGAGAUGUAAACACACUGAAUGGAGAAAGCACUAUUGCGUCCCUCUUGGAGAUGGAAGACACUGCUUUUCCAGUUGUUAAACAUCAUAACAAUGUCAUAGUAGCUGCCUCACUGAAAGGCAAGGGAAAAGUUGUUACAAUGGGCCAUGAAUCUUUCAUCAACAGAGCGGAAAACCGUGAUGACUUCCCUCAACUGGUCAUCAACAUGGUGAAGUGGGCUUCAAGUGAAUCAUAUGGCUACAGAGUUGGUCUUCUGAUUUCAAACUACUACAAAGGACUGAAGGCCAUACUGAAGAAAGCUGGAAUAUCCUUCAUCGAUAUCACCACUGAUGAACUGGAUUCUGUGGAUGUUGUCUUUGCUGAUUGUUACACAAAGUUCUCUGAAGAAGCGCUUGCAAGAAUACAUGCCUUUGUGCAAGGUGGAUCAGGAUUGAUAGUAGCAGGAAACAACUGGUAUACAAAGAGUACUUAUGCCAAUAACAUCUUGUAUGGCUGUUCAAUUAAGAUCACACAGAGCUGCGGUAGUUCAUUGAAGUGGACAAAGCCUCCAUCUUUAGAAACAUUUGAUAUGCCUGUUUUAACCGAGUUAGAAGAAAGAGCUGAAAUUUUGAAACAUGUUAAGCAAGUUUACUCACGCUCUAAAGUUCCAUCGAUACUCAGACUUGCUGGAGAGGCUUUUCCAUUGGUCAACAUGGGCAAAGGAAAGUUUGUAGCUGCCGGUUCAUCAUAUGGUGAAGGAAGAGUAGUGGUGUUUGGUCAUGAGGAAUUUGUUAGCAGACUUGAUAGUGUGGGGGAUUUCCCAAUAAUGGUGUGUAAUGCAAUCAGAUGGAUAGCUCAGAAAGAGGAGAUUAAUGUUGGGUUCUUAGUUGAAAAGGGAUAUAAAGAUCUAUCAGUAAACCUAAUCACAAAUGGGUUUAAGGUAUCUGUUAUUACUACUGAUGAAUUAGAGGGUGUUGAUGUCCUGUUUACAGACUGCUAUAAGCGAUUCACUAAAUCUCAAUUGCUUAGUCUCCAUGAAUUCAUAGAUAAAGGUGCAGGAAUGGUCCUUGCUGGUCAAAACUGGGAGUACAAGACAAGUUAUGCUAAUGACCUCCUUCAAGGUUGUGGAAUUUACAUCACUGACUAUUAUAGUGGAACUGGCCCACUUUAUAUGUCAAAUAACCUUAGCAGUGUUGGAGACCAAUUUAAGCAAUUCUCUGAAAUUUCAAGUCUUCCGCUUGACGAGGUAUCUGCUAGGAAGGUGCUAUUCAGAGAUGUUAGGAAUUUAGUAGUAGGUAGCAUUGAACCCUCUGUCCUAGAAGUCUCUGGUCACGCAUGUGCUUUAGCUGAAACAGUAGAUGGUAACAUUAUAAUUGCUGCAUCUACCCUUGGCCAAGGUAAGAUACUUUGUAUCAGUCAUGAAGCUCUUUUAAAGGAGACUAGUACUGGUGAUGACUUUCCACUUUUUGUUUUGAACACAUUCAAAUGGUUGACUAAUGAAAAGCCUGCACCUAAUGUAGGUUUCUUGGUGGCGAAAGAUUACAAAGGCCUGGAGAAAACCUUAAGUGAAAACAAAUUCAAUGUCAACUUUAUGACAACUGACCAGAUACACACAGCCGAUGUCAUUAUUGCUGAGUGUUACACAGAGUAUGAUGAAAGCAGUAUAAAUAAUAUCCAGAGGUUUGUCAGAGGAGGCGGAAGUCUCAUAGUAGUCGGGCAAAACUGCCAAUUCAAAACAGUAUUUGCAAAUGAAAUUUUGCUUGGAUGUGGAAUUCAAAUAACAACCAAGUCUGCUGGCAGUAAUCAAGUGCUUUUAGGCACAAAUGAACCAGAGGUAUCAAUUGAUAAGAGUGAUGAAAUCAUAGAUAAAUCGAUGAUGAAAAGGAAAAUCUUGAAAUUUGUAUGGAAACUAGAUGCUACUGGUGUAGAGCCUUCUGAGUUGAAGCUUUCAGGUGAAGCAUUUCCUCUGGUGACAAGUCGACAAAAUCUUGUGGUUGCUGCUGCUGCCCCACUUGGAAAAGGGAAAAUAGUUGUCCUUGGCCACGAAGAAUUUGUUAAGAAAGUUGGAGAAGGAUCCGAUGACUUUCCUCUUAUGGUGCAGAAUAUCUUUGAUGAAUUGAUAAAAGAUGGGGUUAAAAAAGUUGGAAUGCUUGUUUCUUUCGGUUAUGAAGCCCUAAAAUCCAAUCUCAUAGAAGCAGACUUUGAAGUAGCUGAGAUUAACACAGCUGAACUAAAUCUCGUUCACGCUGUCUUUGCUGACUGCUACACAAGGUUUGAUGAGCAGCAGUUACUUGAUAUCUAUAGCUUCGUUACAAAUGGUGGUGGAUUGCUUGUUGCUGGGGAAAAUUGGUUUUUCAAAAAGGAGCAUGCCAAUGAUGUAUUACUUGGUUGUGGAAUCAAAAUAACACCUAGCUUUGGAGGUGGAGAUCAGGUAUAUGAACCAGAAAAUGAUGACAUAUCAGACAUACACAGCUGCAUGAUGAUAGAUGCAAUGACAUCCAAAGAUGCAAUUCUAAGAAACGUCACAUUACUUGAUGGAAGAGGAUGUGAACCUUCUGGAUUGAAGCUUUCUAAUUACGCAUUUCCAUUGGUAAAAAGUAAGCAAGGAAAUGUGGUUGUUGCAGGUGCACCAUUAGAGCGAGGUCAAGUUGUGGUGUUUGGCCAUGAAUCAUUUGUCAAAAAAACUGGAGAGGCAGAUGAUUUCCCACUCCUUCUGCAAAACAUAUUCCACUGGAUGGUGCGUGGAAAAUAUGGUGCUGCUGUGGGAUUACUUUCUUCAGAAGGCUACAGUAGUCUUGAAGACAACCUUAGAGAAGCAGGGUUUACAGUCAUGCCAGUCACAACAGACAAUCUCGGAGAUGUUGAUGCUAUCUUCGCUGAUAGCUACACAAAAUUUGAUGAAAAACAACUCGGUGCAAUACAUUCAUACCUGAGAAAGGGGCGUGGACUGGUUGUAGCUGGUCAUAACUGGUUUUUUAAGCAUGACUGGGUCAACGAUGUACUUCUAGGAAGUGGAAUCGAGAUCACUUCUGAAUAUGGAGGUGGAAAUCAAAUCUAUGAGUUAGAAUCAAACUUCGAGAAGGAAUAUCCAAUUGUGCUUGAAAAUGAGUAUAUUAGUGAAGUUUCAACCAAAACUGAGCUUUUCAAAGGUGUACGACGUCUAGAGGCUUUCGAUAUUGAACCUUCAGAAAUCAAAACAAUCGGAAAAGCUUUUCCUCUAAUUAUAAGCAGAGAAGGAAAGACGAUAGCUGCAGCAGCAUCCUGCGGUCGUGGAAAGGUUGUUGCUUUAGGUCAUGAACAAUUCCUUGAAUUGAAACAAAGCACAUGGAAUGAUUUUCCAAAGUUUGUCACCAACACCUGCAAAUGGUUGUCCAGUACAAGUGGUCAAACCUUUGGCUUUUUGGUUCCCAUUGAAAAAUACAAACGCUUCAAGAACAAUCUUCGUAGUGCCAAGUUCACUGUGCCUGUCAUAACAACUGAUCAGCUGUCAUCAGUUAAUGUAGUCUAUUCAGACAUCUACACUAAAUUUGAUGCAAAAGAGUUGCGCAAGAUCAGAAGUUUUGUAACAAAUGGUGGCGGAUUACUUGUGGCAGGACAGAAUUGGCAUCUGCAAAGAAAUUUUGCUAAUGAUAUUUUGUUUGAUAGUGGAAUAGUGUUCACAAAAUCAAAAGGAGGAGGACAACAAGUGUAUGUACCCACAAUGCCUUACAGUAAACCUAGAGAAGUUCAUUUCUUUGACAUGCUGUUUUGUUGCAUGUUUAAUAAGGUUUGAAUAUAUGUGUAAAGAACAAUGUUGCCUGUUGUUCAGUAUAUAUACCAACUACAACUUUUGUUGUUAUAUUCUCAAAUAACAGCAAGUCACCAUAUUUUUUUAUGUAUUGCAGAUCCCAUUUUACGGGUAGAAAAUUUUAUUUUGAGACCAUAUAUAGGUGAUAAAUUUAGUCUUGUAACGUUUUUCAUCCCUGCACAAGUUUAAAAUGAGCUUUCAUGAAGUACUUUAAAAUGUAAAAAUACUUUCUUCUUUAGUCCACCUAACAAAAUUUUGAAUUUAAGUAUGGCUUCUCCCUGUAAAUUUCUAUCUAUGAAUGUGACACAAUUAAGUCUAUUAGCCACUGAUUUAAGUAGUUAAAAACGAACAACCAACAAACUCUUUCAAAAAAUGUGUUUAUCUCUUGAAAUCUGUCGGAAAUCACAUGUCAGUAAAAAUAUUUUCAAAUUUAUUAGCUUGUAAAAUCAGCGGUGGAUCCUCCAGAGGGGGUGGGGGAAGAGGCCUACGUCUGUUGUUUUUGUACAUAGGUAAUAGACAAUUAGGCACAGGCGGCGUACCAGGAGACACAUACUAAAUAAAAUGUGAUAAUACCGAUAGCGAUUUAAAAACUGAAGUAAAAAUGUUUGGGUUUAAGACACUGAUUUUGUUUGACUUGGUUAUUUCAGAUUACUAUAUAAAUAAGUACAGUAAGCAUAUUUAUUUUUCUGAAAUACUAAUAAAUACUAAUAAAAGUAAAUAUUGAAUUGUAUCUUAUUCAAAAAAUAUCUGUAAAAAAGUGUGCCAUAUUCGAGUUCAUGUCUACUGGGUUGUUAUAUUUAUAUUGAUAUUUAUAACCAUAACCAUAUUAUAAUAUUUCUUUUCGUGGCUUAUUUCUCGAGAACAGAAAAAAAAAUACUUCUUGAGAAUUACUGAAUUGAAUGAAUUAUAGUAUGUUAAUGAUGAGUUUCUUGGGUUUUACUUGAAAACAAUAAAAAAAUAAUCCAUGUAUCUACCAGAUAUUUAAAUAAUAUUCAUUCAACAUUACAACUGUUGUGUGCUAAUAAACAAAUUCACAACUUACUGAAUUAGAAAAAGCACAUACAGUAGUAAAAUGAUAUAGGUUUUAGAGUAAUGAUAUGUUUGCAUAAAUCUUAAAGUAUAAAUAACUAAGAGGUUUACAUUUGCUAAUCCUUUAAACACAACUGUUUUGUUUAAACUAACAUAAAACUAUCAAAGUCCAUUUAAACAGUAUUUAAGUUAAAAAAAUAAAGUUUGAAAUAUACAAUCCAAUCAAAAUGACUUGUUCACUUUCUCCAGAGUAUAUUUCAUACUAUCUUAAAUUCUGUCCACAAGAUCAUAUUUUAUGUGACAAAAGUGUGUGAUGUGCCCACAGGCAUGAAUGUCAUAUUACACACAAAUAUGGGCAUAUUAAUUUUAUUUGACAUAAAAUGUGAUAGUGUUGACAGAACGUUAUGUCAAAGUUAUCGGUGAACCCCAUGUUUAUAUCUGAUAUGAUUUUUACUGGUGGUUCUUGCAAGGUCAUUGAUUAAAUUGGUAUGUUAAUUGUGGUUGAUUAUAAACAUUAAUAAAAGACUAUUUCAAGUACAGAAU
Anneissia japonica is the source of this 7366-nucleotide messenger RNA. RefSeq lists its product as uncharacterized. The transcript is spliced from 6 exons. Bases 119 to 5779 code for a protein of 1886 amino acids. Lineage: Eukaryota; Metazoa; Echinodermata; Crinoidea; Comatulida; Comatulidae. The record is from RefSeq and is a predicted model, not a curated record.